GACGCACUUCCUCGUUGGAAAGACCGUGCCAUUUGACCGAGAGAGAACAUAUCACACCACAUCUACUUGGCACGAAGAAAGGGCUUCACAACGGCUCGAUUGCCCUCAGAAGGCAUGUCCUUCGUCCCAGGCCAUGUUGUUGCCCAACCAGGCGCUCCGAAACCUGAUUCAGGAGCAUCUCAGCUCCUGGUCCCUCGAACAGCUGGACGAGCUCCAGCGCCGUCGCCAACGGGAACAGCGCCGCCUCCACGACGCGAACGGAAGCGACGCCGUUUCCGCCGUUCCCCGUUUCGCUUCCAACUUUUGCAUUUCCACCCAAGUGAUGCAGGACAGCCAUCCGGCCUUCUUGUUGCUGGCCUUGAGCCGCCGCUUGCUGUGAGAUGCUGGCACCCCGCCGCACUUUUUCAAUCUAACUUGGAAAA
Durusdinium trenchii is the source of this 422-nucleotide messenger RNA. Lineage: Eukaryota; Dinophyceae; Suessiales; Symbiodiniaceae. The record is from the annotation of a GenBank genome assembly.